CUGUUUACCAUUUAUUUACGGAAUAAACUAAAUCAUUUCCUUUUUGGUUCCUCCACCGAGUCUCCUAGUUCGUCACCACCACCACCACUACCACCACCACUUUAACCAUUACAUAACCAAUUACUGCUUCUACUAUUACUGCUACUACUAGUCAACGAGGGAUUUUUCGACUUUGCUAGAAAUAGCAGCCAAGUUUCUCAUGAAUAACACACACCUUUCUGUGUUGCAUGAAAAGGGAAAGCAUACAGAGGGGCAACCUAUGAUAAGAUGGUCGUGGUUGGAUUGCCUUUGAACAGUGCUGACCCGCGACUAAGCAUCAGCAGCCACUACUAACACUGCUACCACCACCGCUACCGCCACCACCACCAUCACUAACCACUGUCACCACUACUACUACUAUCACUAUUCACAAGUUCUUGUAGUGUUUAUUAUUAUACGAUGUAUGUAUGUAUGAAGUAACAACUGUAAACACGUCGCUUGCUCUGACGGCUUUUUCCCUUCUUACCUGACCAUGGAGCAAGGCGAUGAUAACACCACAGAAGUGUUUGAUGUAUUACCCGCUAUACCUGAUACAUAUCUCGAUGAACAUGAUUAUGGACCCAAAGUUCCAUACCAGCGUAUUCACCAGAAAGCUACCAGCUUUUCUGAGAAAAACCAUUUCAAUGUCUGGAUUACUGGUGUGACAGUCAGUGUGAAAGUGUCUCUUGACAAACGACCGAGUCACAGGAUUAAUUCAAACCUAUAUAAAGUUGAUUUGGUACAUGAAGAACACCAUUGGACAAUUUAUCGACGCUAUAAACAUUUCCGCAGUCUUCAUGAACAACUCAUGUUGUUCUUGGCUGGACUUCGGCUUCCGGUCCCAACAAAGCAACAUCGGGAGAAGAAGAAGUCUUUCCGUGGUGAGAAAUCCACACUACCAAGAUUUCCUUUAAUUCCAGACCAGUUUAUUCGAGAAGAAAACAUUCCUUUACGAACAAAACAACUGGAAGAAUAUCUUCAAUGUGCUCUGAAAUGCCGAAUGUACAGAAAUCAUAUAGAAAUGCUAAAAUUCUUAGAAAUCAGCCGCCUGUCUUUUAUUAAAGAACUUGGUUGUAAAAGGAAAGAGGGUAUGGUAAUGAAAUCUCCCGGAGGUCGGUCUACAAGUUGUCUGAAUUGUAAGAACAUGUUCCAACUUGGCAGAACUUGGCAUAAAAGAUGGUUCAUCAUAAAAGACACAUUUCUUACCUUCCUCCGUCCACACGAUGGUGCUGUCCGAGAUGUAAUUUUACUCGAUUCAGAUUUUGAUAUAAAAUCUGGUUAUUUUGAAACUGGUGUACCUCAUGGAAUUCUGAUAAAAAAUUCUUGCCGAGAACUGCUGUUUAGUUGCUGGACACAUCGAAAACAGGUGGAAUGGUCUGAUCAGAUUAAAAUGAUUGCUGAUGGAACUGGUAAAGAAUACACUGAAGAGAAACGGUUUAAUUCUUUUGCACCAAUUCGAACUGACGCCCAUGGAACCUGGUUUGUUGAUGGAGAUCUUUAUUUUGAGUCUGUGGCAGAUGUUUUAGAGGCAGCAACUGAGGAGAUAUUUAUCACUGAUUGGUGGUUGAGUCCAGAAUUAUAUUUGAAGCGUUCUGGUGCAGAUUUCAAUCAAUGGCGUUUAGAUGUGGUUCUUAAACGGAAAGCAGAAUGUGGAGUGAAAGUAUUUAUAUUGCUGUACAAAGAGAUAGCCCUGGCCCUUGGCAUCAACAGUUAUUAUAGUAAGAGGACACUGAUGAGUCUCCACCAUGAAAAUAUCAAGGUGUUAAGACAUCCCGAUCAUGUACCUGGUGGAGUAUAUCUAUGGGCGCAUCAUGAAAAACUGGUUGUUGUUGACCAGAAAAGUGCUUUCUUAGGUGGCUUUGAUCUCUGCUAUGGUCGGUGGGACUGUCAGAACCACAGGCUUGAUGAUCUUGGUUCCAUAGUCAAUGCCAAAGACGACCAGAAUUUGUCAAUAGUUGUAGAAAAUAAAGAUGAAAAUUCCUCACAGGAAAAUACGUCAUCGACUUCCUUGUUGACGAAUUCUUUAGAAAAUGAAGCCACUGUUAGCAGUAGCAGCAGGAAAGAGGAAGACCCUGUGACUGUCAUAGCCCAGCUGCAACCCGGUUAUGGGGAAGAUACUGUUGAUAGUGCUGAUCAGGAACCUUCCGAAACAAUAUCCUUGCCUUUCAUUGACAUUGGUACGUGUUCUGCUGCGACAACAGUAGAAAACAAGAAACCAGUGGAAAUACAUGGUUCUGGAGAUGCCAAGAAGGGAGCAGUGAGGGGAGCCCACAAACAUGACCAUUUAUGGAAAGAAACAUCAGUGAACAAGAUCGUCUCCAACCAUGACCAAAAGUCAGCAUUUGGUCGCAGUGUAUCGAUGAAAACAAAUUUUCUAAAUGACACUGUCGAUAAAGGAGGAGAUGCUCGCAAAUACAUGAGACACGUCUCUCUGAUGGACUAUCCAAGCAAAGAUUUAUAUGAGAACAUUCUGGAACGAUACAACUGUUUAGAGAAAACACAACUGAUCUCAUCCGCAAGAGAUUCUGAAUCCCAAAGUGGGAAUUAUGACUCUAUUGGACACACUAAUUUCUCAGGCAGUACACAAGUUGACAAGUCAUUGAAUGCACGUCGACGGUGGAGACGAUACAGAAAUGUUGUCAAGCUGAUUACAGUAGAGAAUGUCAAUGUGACAGUGAAAAACAUUCCUGGUUUAGACGAGAUGUCGUCAAAUAUGAAACCGUCAACACCAAAGUCAAAAAGACGAUUUAUGCCAAGCUACAUAUCAGAUCGGCUGCCUGCGAAACAAGAAUCUACAGAAACUAAAGAGAGCUCCAAUGAUGAUUCCAUAUCAGAGUCUCCACCAGCUUCACUCCACGGUGCUUCUAAACUAUGGAUUGGUAAAGACUACUGUAACUUUAUCUUCAAAGAUUUUGUUGACCUCGAAGCACCUUUUGAAGAUAUGAUUGACCGCACUAAGACACCGCGGAUGCCCUGGCAUGAUAUUGGAAUAGCUGUCUAUGGCAGCGCCGCACAGGAUGUUGCACGCCACUUUAUCCAACGUUGGAAUAUGAUCAAAGUGAAAAAAGUCAGAGAUGAUGAGCAGUAUCCAUUUCUAUUUCCUAAAAUUAUUCCCAACCUGAGCAAUCCUGCCACUGCUGGCAAACUGAAGAUUCAGAUUUUACGUAGUGUCGGACAGUGGUCAGCUGGUAACGUGAAGUGUGAAAACUCUAUACAACAAGCUUACGUCAAAAGUAUCAAGAAUGCAAAGCACUUCAUUUACAUUGAGAACCAGUUCUUUAUAUCCAAAGUUGCCACUGACAAUAUUGUGUUAAACAAAAUUAACAAAGCCUUAUUUGAACGGAUUCUUAAGGCCCACAGGAAGAAGGAAACUUUCCGUGUGUAUAUAGUUAUGCCAUUGCUGCCUGCCUUUGAAGGGGAGAUUGGGACCAAGAAAGGGACUGCAAUCCAAGCCAUUACACACUGGAACUAUGCUUCUAUCUGCAGAGGGAACGAGUCACUUCUAACGCGACUCAAACAAGAGGGAGUGACAGAUCCAUUUAACUAUGUGACCUUCUAUGGUCUACGGAAUCAUGGAGAACUUUUAGAAAAACUUACAACAGAAUUGGUUUAUGUACAUAGCAAGAUGAUGAUUGUCGACGAUGACACAACAAUAAUUGGAUCUGCAAACAUCAAUGACCGCAGUAUGCUGGGGGACCGUGACAGUGAAAUGGCUGUCAUAAUCCAAGACCUGGAGACUGUCCCUGUCCAGUUCAAUGGCAAAGACCAUAAAGCUGGACAUUUCUCAUCCUCACUGAGAAAAACAGUUUUCAAGGAACAUUUGGGCCUCGAAGAUGAUGAGCUUCUGGUGGAUCCUGUCUGUGAUGCUUUCUAUAAAGAAAUUUGGAUCCAACAAGCUAGCUUCAACACAACUAUUUAUGAAAAGGUUUUUAAUUGUAUUCCAAAUGAUGGAAUCUUAACUUUUGAUGAACUCAAGAAAUACAACAAAAAAUCAACUCUUGCAGAAGAUAAUCCAGGCAAAGCAAGAGAAAUGCUAAAGAACGUACACGGUCAUCUUGUUUUGAUACCACUUUACUUCUUGUCUAAUGAAAAUUUGACGCCACCUCCUGGAGCCAAAGAAGCUCUUUUACCAACAGUUUUAUGGACAUGACACAAUUCAUCAAGAGAAUUAGUUUCUAUAAAUAAUGGCUGUGAAUUAUUAUUAUUUUUAUUAUUAUUGUUAUUAUAGAUGUUUUUGAUCUAGUUUGGAUUCUUUGCUAUCAAAUUUGAAUCCUUUGCAAUCAAAUUUCUAUUUUUCAAUUGGUGCUCAAGCCUUGAGAAAAGAAAGAGUUAAACUACAUCAGCCGUAAGGGAAUACAUGUCUAUCUUAUCUAACUCGUCCAGCAGAGCCCACCAAUUGAUAUCUGAAAAGUUCGAUGAAAUAACUCAUGAACACUGCGAUAGCUUCUACCAAAAGAUGCUCCGUUACGUCGAACCAUCUGGACAAGGAGAGAUAAUAAACGAAUGAUUCCUUUUCUAUUGUUUGCGUAUGUUUGAACAGUUCAUUCAGGAUAAUUUGUACAUUUUUACAAACUGCAACUUCUUUUGCAAGAAAUAUCAGUUAGGAAAAUUUAAAAACCCUUAUCUCAGGAUAGCUAAUAAACCUGGUCCGAUUUAAAUCAACAAUUGUUGAUCAUAACUUUUAAUCAAUAAGGGUUAUUUCACCCCUCCCCAAAAUUGCAUAAAAUUGCUUUAAAGCGUGGGUUUAUGCUACAUCCUCCCUCCCCCCGUGGUAUGUCUUUUAACUUGACUGUCUAUUGUACAUGGCAUGCACGUGUCUUAGAUGACACAUGGAUGCAUUCAGGCAGAUCGUUAUAUCAGGAUUAGUAAUGAGCUCAUUUUUUCCUUUAUGCCUACGUAUGGGGAAUUGCUAUUAGUAAUGUUUGUUCCAUCUUGAGCCAUGCCUGGCUCAUAAGGGCUGGUUUCCUUGGCGUAUAGGUUCCUCACCUGAAUGGGAUGCCAGUCCAUCGCAGGUGAGCUGCAAAUUGAACAAUAUUUUAACAAAAAAAGUGACUUCAUGAAACGGUUAUAAAGAGCUUACUAUUCAAGUUUAUCCAACUCAAGUUUGUUGUCCCAAGCUUGGGGUUAGAUGGAAGUUCGAGUAGCAGUGGGCUCUACUGGACGAGUUAGGUAAGAUAGACAUGUAUUCACUUAUGGCUGAUGUGGUUUAACUCCUUUUUUUCUCAAGGCUUGAGCACCAAUUGAAAAACUCAAAUUUGAUUGCAAAGAAUUCAAAUUUGAUGGCAAAGAAUCCAAACUAGAUCGAAAACAUCUAUAUUCUCUCUUUUAUAUCAUACUACUUCAUUGGUUUUCAUUUUCUUUUAUUCUGAUUUAAUGUCUCAUAUAGUAACAAUGUGGGUUAAAGAUAUUUUUCUUGCUUUAGACUUUAUUCCAUUUUCCAUUUUUCUUUUUUCUUUUUUUUGUUCUUCCACAUCAAGAAUUGUAAUAUUAGCUAUGUAAAAAGAAAAAUGGGGAACCAAGUUUUGGUUGAAUGAAAUUCCACAACCUUUUCAAUGUAUAUAUAUAUAAAUAUAUCAGUAUCAUCAUUAUUGUAACACACACACAUACACACACACACACACACAUUACAAAGAUAUAUUUUUGUAUUCAGUCAUUGCAUUAUCCAGCUUGUACGUAACGAAACUUCAUCAUGACACUUGUUACUGAACAAAUUUAAAGCAAUAUGUGGAUUUUAACAUUCCAGUACAAAGUACAGAGUGUUCUAAAAGAUAGUAAUUCAUUGAAAAAUAAUACGUUAUGAUAUUAGGAGAAUACUGAAGGUCCCUCCUCACCCAUCCAUUUGUCCCCUACCUUAAAGGAGGAUUUAAAUUCACUGAUGGAAAGUAAUUAAAAUAAAAACACUUUUCUGUUUUAUCGUUUUCUUGCA
Messenger RNA from Octopus sinensis (East Asian common octopus), 5944 nucleotides. RefSeq names its product phospholipase D1-like. The record is from RefSeq and is a predicted model, not a curated record. The transcript has 26 exons. Lineage: Eukaryota; Metazoa; Mollusca; Cephalopoda; Octopoda; Octopodidae. Gene Ontology annotation, biological process: phosphatidic acid biosynthetic process; intracellular signal transduction; cell motility. Gene Ontology annotation, molecular function: phosphatidylinositol binding; D-type glycerophospholipase activity. The coding region runs from base 512 to 4168 and encodes 1218 amino acids.